This is a messenger RNA of Rattus rattus (black rat), 1685 nucleotides long. RefSeq names its product inhibitor of growth family member 2 (gene Ing2). Gene Ontology annotation, cellular component: nucleus. Lineage: Eukaryota; Metazoa; Chordata; Mammalia; Rodentia; Muridae. The transcript has 2 exons. The record is from RefSeq and is a predicted model, not a curated record. Bases 441 to 1280 code for a protein of 279 amino acids. Gene Ontology annotation, biological process: positive regulation of DNA-templated transcription.
AGUCCACUGAGACUCCGACAGGCAAGGAGGCUGAUAGCGAGGCGAGAGGAUAGCGAGGGUCUUGUCACGGGGAUCCGGGCGACCGGGCAGCUCUGGUGGUGUCUGGGGAGUCCCAGGGGGGACAGCCAGUGUCACCGCCCGGGAGCCCGGCGCCGUCGGCCGCGGGGAACCCCGCUGCUCUCUCCCAGCGAGGGAGGGGGCCGGAGGGAGCCCCGGUCUCGCCCCGCCCCUGGGCUUGUUACCGCGGGGGCGGGGAGUAAGGGUUUCUUCUGGGGGGAGUGGAGAUCGGGGGACUCGGCGGUGCCCUCUCGAGCGGCGGCCGUGUCCCCGCGGCGCCGGGCUGCCGAGCGGAGGAGCGGCGGUCGUGGCUGUUGCAUGUGUGGUUGCUGGAUGCGGAGGCGGCGGCGGCGGCGGCGGCGAGGAGCAGCAGCGGCGGCAGGAUGUUAGGGCAGCAGCAGCAGCUGUACUCGUCGGCCGCGCUCCUGACCGGAGAGCGGAGCCGGCUGCUCACCUGCUACGUGCAGGACUACCUGGAGUGUGUGGAGUCGCUGCCCCACGACAUGCAGAGGAACGUGUCGGUGCUGCGGGAGCUGGACAACAAAUACCAAGAAACUUUAAAGGAAAUUGAUGAUGUCUAUGAAAAAUAUAAGAAAGAAGAUGAUUCAAACCAGAAAAAACGCCUACAGCAGCAUCUCCAGAGAGCAUUAAUCAAUAGCCAGGAAUUGGGAGAUGAAAAGAUUCAGAUUGUCACACAGAUGCUGGAAUUGGUGGAAAACCGAGCCAGACAGAUGGAGCUGCAUUCACAGUGUUUCCAAGAUCCUGCUGAAAAUGAGCGGGCCUCAGACAAAUCCAAGAUGGAUUCCAGUCAGCCCGAAAGAUCUUCCAGAAGACCUCGAAGACAGCGGACCAGUGAGAGCCGAGAUUUAUGUCACAUGACAAACGGGAUUGAUGACUGCGAUGAUCAGCCACCGAAAGAAAAGAAAUCCAAAUCCGCCAAGAAGAAAAAGCGCUCCAAGGCCAAGCAGGAGAGGGAAGCGUCACCUGUUGAGUUUGCCAUAGAUCCCAACGAGCCCACCUACUGCUUAUGUAACCAAGUGUCUUACGGGGAGAUGAUAGGCUGUGACAAUGAACAGUGUCCCAUUGAGUGGUUUCACUUUUCCUGCGUUUCACUCACCUAUAAACCAAAGGGGAAAUGGUAUUGCCCAAAGUGCAGGGGAGACAGUGAGAAAACCAUGGACAAAAGUACUGAAAAGACAAGAAAGGAGAGAAGAGCGAGGUAGUGAAGGCCAUCCGGUUUUAAAGGGUUCUUUGUCUUUUAUAUAAUUGCUUUACUUUCAGAAAAUGUUUUAGGGUAAAUGCAUAAGACUAUGCAAUAAUUUUUAAUCAUUAGUAUUGAUGGUGUAUUAAAAGUUGUUGUACUUUGUCUGUGACCUUAAUUUUCUGCACUGAAUUACCAAAUAUUUUCAGCCAGAUAGUCUUGUGAGGACCCGAUGAAAGGAACAGGCAGUUUCCCAAGCCACGCCUAUCCCAGCCCCACCUCGAACUCCCAUGCUGGCUGGGGGUGGUAAACCCAAAAGUUUUGCUAACAUUUUAUUUUAGUUCUGUGUGCUUAAGAAUUUCAUGUAUUGUUGGAUUUCUCUGUCAAAUUAUCUUGGUAAUUUCGAACAUGAACACUAUCCUGUUUA